Molecule: messenger RNA, 739 nt
Organism: Camellia sinensis
Lineage: Eukaryota; Viridiplantae; Streptophyta; Magnoliopsida; Ericales; Theaceae
Source: RefSeq, a predicted model, not a curated record
CGCUCGCUCGCUCUAUCGAUCUUGUUGAUUUUCGAGCAAUCCGAGGCGAGUACAACAAUCGAAACGACAGUUUUUGUUAUUUAUUUGAAUGGCUAACAACGCUCAAAUUCCUUCAAGAAACUCAGCACUCAUUGCUAUGAUUGCUGAUGAGGACACAGUAACUGGAUUUUUACUGGCUGGAGUAGGCAAUGUGGAUUUGCGAAGGAAGACAAAUUAUCUUAUUGUGGACUCGAAAACAACGGUGAAACAAAUUGAGGAUGCAUUCAAAGAGUUCACAACAAGAGAGGACAUUGCAAUAGUGAUGAUCAGUCAAUUUGUUGCAAACAUGAUAAGGUUUCUAGUGGAUAGCUACAAUAAGCCAGUGCCAGCAAUUUUGGAGAUUCCUUCCAAGGACCAUCCUUACGAUCCUACACAUGAUUCUGUUCUUUCACGAGUGAAGUACCUCUUCUCUGCUGAAUCAGUGGCAUCUGGGAGGCGUUAAAUUCUCACCUACAUAGUUGAUUUAUUUCCGCCCAUUGUUAUAUCAUGUUUCAGCACCAUUUCCCUUGAGUUGCGUAUCGUGUCCUGAAUCAUUUAUCUUUUUGCACUUGAGUUGUUUGUUUUCUUUUUCUUUUUUUCAUGAAACUUGUUUAAGAUGCGGCGUAGCUGUUGGUCUUGAUUGUAAUUUCAAAUAAGCUAUAUUUAUGAAACCAUUUAUUGGAAAUUUAUAUCUAUAGUGAAAAUUGAUUCAAAUGUCAUA